GGAUCGCCAUCGCCUCACCGCGCGCGAACGCCUUUCGCAGUGGCCCGUCACUGCAAACCAUCGCCCGCCACUCGUUUGAUUGAUUAUCGAGUCGAAUCGUCUCGCUCGCUGCGGCUUCACGGACCUGCUCGGACCUGCUCGGCUCUGCUUAUCGGGUGUCGCACAGCUGGCCUCAGGGAUCUUAGAUCAGAUCAGAUCAGGAGAAGGACCUGCUCCUCAGCGCUGCAUCCCGCCCCCUCCGCCUUCAACCACAGCGCGACUUGCUGCUAUCGGCCCUUGCAGGACUGCGAAGAGACGAGAGGACAAGGACGCAGAGAAAAGUUGAAUUGGCCAGGCCGAUACCCUUGGCAAUCACGCAGCUGAGCCACUAUCGCUGUCUUGAAUUUGUGCCGCUUUGGGGCAAAGACAUCUCCCCCAGACGACAAGAUGCAUUUCGCAUAUCCUUCCCGCAAGAGCUCCAACCCACCGCCCUUCCGACCUCGAUCCACACGGCUGCCCGGCCUGCGGAGGAGCCGCAUCAAGACCAUUGGCAUUGUGGUCUUCGUGGUGUUUGCGGCACUUUGGUUCUUCUCCAAUCCAAGAGUGCCGCGCCCCGACCAUGAGCGCGUGCCUUCUGGCCAGCCGCCCGUCGUCAUUGUGACCGUCAUCGACCCGACCCAGUACCCCAAUGCCUAUCUGAAAACCGUCAAGGAGAACCGCGAGCAGUAUGCCGCCAAGCAUGGAUACGAGGCAUUUGUGGCAAAGGCCUACGACUACGACACCAAGGGAGCGCCGCAGAGCUGGUCCAAACUCAUGGCUAUGCGACACGCGCUGGCCAAAUUCCCCGAGUGCAAGUUUGUCUGGUACCUCGACCAGGACGCCUACAUCAUGGACGUGAACAAGUCGUUGGAGGAGCAUCUCCUGGGGCAGCGGAAGCUGGAGAGCCUGAUGAUCAAGAACUACCCCGUCGUGCCGCCGGACAGCAUCAUCAAGACAUUUUCGCACUUGAGGGCAGAAGAGGUCGAUCUCAUUGUCAGCCAGGAUACCUCGGGCUUGGUGGCCGGCAGCGUGGUGGUAAGGAACAGCCAAUGGGGCAAGUUUUUCCUCGAGACAUGGAUGGAUCCUCUUUACCGAAGCUACAAUUUCCAAAAGGCCGAGAGACACGCUCUGGAGCACAUUGUCCAAUGGCACCCCACCAUCCUCUCGAAGUUGGCGCUCGUGCCACAACGCACCCUCGGCCCUUACACGCGCACCGACAAGGGAGACGCCUACCAAGACGGCGACUUUGUCGUCAUGUUUUCCGGCUGCACCAAGGAGGGUGUCGUGAACUGCGAGACCGAGUCAGCAAGCUACUACCAGAAAUGGAGCUCGUCGUUUAAGAGCUAG
Trichoderma virens Gv29-8 is the source of this 1365-nucleotide messenger RNA. Its product is annotated as glycosyltransferase family 34 protein. Gene Ontology annotation, molecular function: alpha-1,6-mannosyltransferase activity. The record is from RefSeq and is a predicted model, not a curated record. Gene Ontology annotation, biological process: protein N-linked glycosylation. The transcript has 3 exons. NCBI's taxonomy places the organism in Eukaryota, Fungi, Ascomycota, Sordariomycetes, Hypocreales, Hypocreaceae. Gene Ontology annotation, cellular component: mannan polymerase complex; Golgi membrane. The coding region runs from base 427 to 1365 and encodes 312 amino acids.